Caenorhabditis sp. 36 PRJEB53466 is the source of this 4721-nucleotide messenger RNA. NCBI's taxonomy places the organism in Eukaryota, Metazoa, Nematoda, Chromadorea, Rhabditida, Rhabditidae. The record is from the annotation of a GenBank genome assembly.
AUGUCAGUCCAAUCAAAGCUGCUCGAGACGGCGAUAGACCCCGAGAAACGGCGGCGAGCGCUUCUGCUGGCCGUCGGCGGCGUCGCUUCACUGGCAGUGGCUCAUUGGAUGACUGUGACGAGAGCGCGGAAGCACGGAAAACGGCUGGAGAAGGAGGAGAGUGUCUCUUCGGACGGAACGCCCAAAACGGUCAAGAAGAAGGCGUUCGAUCCGCAGUUUUUAAGGCAGUUGAGGGAAUUGGUCAAGAUUAUGGUGCCCGGAGUGUUCAGCAGAGAGGCCGGCAUUAUUGGUGAGUUGAUUGGCGUGUCACGGCGACCAAAAGUGUAGAAAGGGGCGUGGCUUAAUCUGAGACGCGUUUUCUGAAAAUUGCCGCAAUUUCAGCACUUUUCCGAUAUUUUUAUGUUUGAUAUCGAUGAAAGAAGAGCACAUUAAAGAGAGAAAACAUCGAAAUUUUCGUGAAAACGCCGCGUUUCAGACGUUUUUGGCGUAUUUCGCAAUACGCGCUCCGCGGCCAAUCGCCGCCGCAAUUUCGGAAUUUUCAUACCGGCCGAUGUGAGUGUCGGAAGUGAUUAAGCACGUUAAUACAAGUAUUUUAAGCGUUCAAACGGCAAAAAGUAUCGGCGAAUGACUGAAAUUCGCGCAUUUUCAGCACAAAACUUGAAAAUCGAUUCAAUUGAUUCAUUCUCUGAAUGAAACCUGCUCGUUUUAAGCUCAAAAAAUGCGCGAUGAUUAGUUUAACAAAGUUAUGCAAUCACAUCGCCGAAACCCGUACAAAAUUUGGGUAAUUUUUGACGAAAAACAUGAAAAAUUGGGUUAAAUUUCGAAUCUUCGCGCCAAAAUGGUGAUAAACCGUACACGCUAGGCCACGCCCCUUUCUACGUUUUUGGUCGCCGUGCGUGUUUGAUGAGAAUUUCUGGAAUAUUAUAGAAAAACUGCGCAAAUUCGGACGUUUUUGCUGAAAAAGCGAAUAGCUGUUGUAGAAGCACUAGAAUAAUUGGAAUUUGUUGAAAAUCCAUCAUUUUUCAUACAGGAAUGCACUCGAUCAUUCUGAUCUGCCGAACCUUCCUCACAAUAUACGUGGCACAGUUGGAAGGAUCAAUGGUACAAGCGAUUGUGGAGAAAGUAGGUGCUACAGUAGUAUCCCUACAGUAAUCCCGAUGAUCUAGGAUGUUCUUCAAUUCGUUCUGCACCUCGUCAAAUGGAUUCUCGUCGCCAUUCCCGCCACAUUCGUCAAUUCGAUGAUCCGAUUCUUCGAAUCGUAUCUCGGCUUGGCGUUCCGGACCCGGCUCACGAAACACGCGUACAAACAGUACUUUUCGGUGAGUUUCACGAAAAUUGUUCUACGAGUAAUAUAGUAAAGAGUGUGAAAAGUUGAUGAAAAUAUGGGAAAUGUGAAACUGAGAACAGACAUCGCACCGGAUUUCAGGAUCAAACGUACUACGCCGUCUCGAACCUCGACACCCGACUCCAGAACGCCGAUCAGUGUCUGACCGAGGACAUUACAAUGUUCUCGCAGAGUGUCGCCCAUUUGUACUCGCAUUUGACAAAACCGGUACUUGAUAUUGCCCUUAUCACGUGAGUUUUUCGGCGGUUUUAGCAAAUAGUAGACAUGACAAUGUAUUUCAGUUGCUUGAAGAGAUAUUAAAAAAUUGUCAACUGAUAAAAUAUGCACAAUUUUCUAAUGAGCAUUUGGUUAGUUGACAACUUUUUAUUAUCUCUAAGAGCAGCUGAGAUACAUCGUCUUCAAUGAAGAAGGUACGUUCAGAUUCACCCUUGUGAGACUGGCAGUUCAGCGCGGAACAGGUCAAUCCACAUUCCUCCCCUCCUGCCUCGCGAUAAUCGCCGUCUCGACGACUGCCAAGAUUCUGAAAGCGGUGAGUCCCCGAUUCGGACACAUGGUCGCCGAGGAAGCCCGUCGGAAGGGACACCUACGCUACCUGCACUCGCGAAUCAUCACCAACUCGGAGGAGAUCGCAUUCUACGGCGGUCAUCAGGCCGAGUACAAACAGUUGGACGGUGCGUACAACUCACUCUACGAGCAGAUGAUGACGAUAUUCAAGAAGCGCAUUCCGUACAUUAUGAUCGAGCAGUUCCUUAUGAAGUACGUGUGGUCCGGCACUGGAAUGGUCAUGAUUGCACUGCCGAUUCUUGCCGCCGAGUAUGCCGACGAUGAGAGUGAGUAAGGACGUGAGAAAAACACUGUUUCAAUGCUUUUAGAAGCGACAAAGCUGGAAGACCUUCCGGAUCACGGAGUCUCGGAACGAACACGUGGAUACGCGACCGCCAAGACCCUUCUGUUCAAUUCGGCCGACGCCGUCGAGAGACUGAUGACGAGCUACAAGGAGAUCACAGAGUUGGCAGGGUACACGGGAAGAGUUCACGAGAUGUUCCGCGUGUUUGACGACGCCAAAAAGGGCAUCUAUCAGAGAUUGACAGUAACCGAACAAGCGGCCAGAGGAGAACGAUUCGAUACGUCGAGAAUUGAGGGUAAGAUCUGUUUAUUCAAAACGCUAUAUGUCAGCUGUCGGUGGAGAUAUCAAAUAGUUGUCAACUGAUAAAAUGUUAAUUGAGAAAUUUUGUACAUUUUAUCAGUUGACAACUAUUUUCUAUCUCUAUAGACAACUGAGAUACAUCUACUCAAAGUUGCUUCUACUUGCAGGCCUAAUCACCGACUCGGAAACCGAUUCGAUUGUCCUGAACAACGUGCCAAUUGUGACGCCAAACGGAGAUGUCGUCGUGAAAAACAUGACGCUAACUGUAAAUCUGUAACUUUUUGCUUAAAAUUCAAGUUUACAUCGUCAGAUAACGACAGGAAUGCACGUUCUGAUCACGGGACCGAAUGGAUGCGGAAAGAGCUCAUUGUUCAGAAUUCUCGGAGGACUUUGGCCGGUUUAUCGGUCAGUUUUUAGGCUCCAAACAACCGUUCGUGUGCGGUGUGAACAUUUUUUGAUGAUUCAGUGGUCAACUCGAAAAACCAACAUCGGACCGCAUGUACUACAUCCCUCAGCGACCGUACAUGACGCUCGGCACCCUUCGAGAUCAGGUCAUCUAUCCGGACACGACGAUUCAGAUGCGAAGGCGAGGAAUAUCGGAUCACGACCUGAUGGUGAUGCUGCGAAUUGUGCACUUGGAGCAUAUUGUGGAGAGGGAGGGCGGUUGGGAUGCGCGCAACGAUUGGAUGGACGUGCUGAGCGGAGGCGAGAAGCAGAGAAUGGGCAUGGCGCGGGUGUUCUAUCAUAAGUGCGCCGGAAGCGGGGGGUACUUGUUGUACGUACUCUCACGUUUCAGACCAAAAUACGCGUUGCUCGACGAGUGCACCUCUGCAGUGUCGAUCGACGUGGAAGGAAGCAUCUAUCAGGCGAUCAAGGACGCCGGAAUCACUCUGCUCACAGUCACACAUCGCCCGAGUUUGUGGUCAGUUUGCAAAACGUCUCCUUUCUUCAAACUAGCACGGCGGCCAAAAACGUAGAAAGGGGCGUGGCGCCUAGCGUGCACGGUUUAUCACCAUUUUGGCGCGAAAUUCGAAAUUUAACCCCAUUUUUCAUGUUUCUCGUCAAAAAUUACCCAAAUUUUGUACGGGUUUCGGCGAUGUGAUUGCAUAAUAACUUUGUUAAACUAAUCAUCGCGCGCACUUUUUGAGCUUAAAACGAGAAGGUUUCAUUCAGAAAUGAAUCGAUUGAAUCGAUUUUCUCUUUUCGCUGCGCUUCUAGAGAAUAUGUUUUUCUGAUUCCUCACUUCGAAAAAGGAAAGUUUCAUAUGUAUUGCAGCCUUCAUUCAACAAGUAGGUGUUUCGGUAAUAAUGGGGUUAUUCAGGCUGUGAAAAAAAUGAUUGUUUUCUGUUUUUUUCGUUUUUUUACGUCAAAAAACCCAAUUCAGCGGUGUAAAAAAACGAAAAAAACGGAAAACAAACAUUCGCUGAAUAGCCCCAUAAGUUUUCCGUAGAAUGACAUUUCGAAUUAAAAUCCCGCCUGCCGCGACCGUUCUUUCAUUUUGCUUCGAGACCCGCGCCACCUCAAAAGUCUCUGCGCCUUUAACUUUCGGUCGCCGCGCGCGCCUUUUUCUCCGUUUGUCAACGAAAAACAUAGUAUUAAGUUUUGUGCUGAAAAUGCGCGAAUUUCAGUCAUUCGCCGAUACUUUUUGCCGUUUGAACGCUUAAAAUACUUGUAUUAACGUGCUUAAUCACUUCCGACACUCACUUCGUCUCAAAACUAUCCACAUCGGCCGGUAUGAAAAUUCCGAAAAUGCGGCGGCGAUUGGCCGCGGAGAGCGCGUAUUGCGAAAAAUGCCAAAAACGUCUCAAACGCGGCGUUUUCACGAAAAUUUCAAUGUUUUCUCUCUUUAAUGUGCUCUUCUUUCGUCGAUAUCAACAAAAAAAUAGCGGAAAAGUGCUGAAAUUGCGGCAAUUUUCAGAAAACCCGUCUCAGAUUAGGCCACGCCCCUUUCUACCCUUUUGGUCGCCGUGAAACUAAAGCCACACCCACACAAUUUCCAGGAAAUUCCACACACAUCUCUUGCAAUACGACGGCGAGGGCGGCUACAAAGUGACGGGCCUGAACGAGAAGACAAUCGGCGAGCGGCUCAGCUAUUCCGAGGAGAAGCAGCAGCUCGAGAAGCAGUUGUCCGAGGUGCCGCGGUGGAAAGAACGACUGCAGGAGGUGUGCCAGUUGCUCGGAGACGAGGAUCAUCUCAACCUGUCGAUCGACACCGACGAGAGUGAUUAG